Molecule: messenger RNA, 4277 nt
Organism: Nomia melanderi (Alkali bee)
Lineage: Eukaryota; Metazoa; Arthropoda; Insecta; Hymenoptera; Halictidae
Biological process (GO): negative regulation of gene expression via chromosomal CpG island methylation; protein ubiquitination
Molecular function (GO): ubiquitin protein ligase activity
Source: RefSeq, a predicted model, not a curated record
CUCUUGUUUUAAUUAUUCUUCAGUGUUUAUAAUACGAAUAAAAAGAAUUAUAAAUGAAUAUUGUAAAAGCUAUUUGAUAACUCUUUAACUGUCUGUUUAAAUUAUUAAAAUUAAAAGCAAUUGAGAAUAGACUAUGCAUAAGUAGGAGAAAUUCUUACAAUGUUCCACUUGUACUAUUUACUUGAGCAGAUCGUAACAUAUAUUCCAUAGUUAUUCAGUGUUAAUAUUUAUCCAGCUAAACUAGGUUAUUGUUCGUAUUCCAUUGUAAAGGGAAUAAUGGUAAAAGUUAACGACCGAGGAAGAAUAUUUGUUGAAAAUUGUACGACGUAAUAUGUAAUCGAUGUAUAUUAUAGUGGACGCACAGGAAAAAAUAAAAGUACGCCAUAUUUGUUUUUGAAGCAACUCAUCCUAUGUCCAAUUUACGAUAAUGGGGAAAAAAUAUCGAUUCAGAAAUAAGUUAAAACACGUGGAUUUGUUCGCGCUUUAAAAUUCUAAGCAAUACACAGCGAAUAAAAGGAAGGUAUGUAGGUGUUUCAAUUGGAGUAAUUGACGUGCCUUCAAGAUUUUGGCUGCAUAACAAGCAGAAGAUAUAUUAUGAUUCACUGUUUAUGUGUGUAAUGUACGUGCCUAUACUUAUUGCCUAUUAUACAAAUAAAAUUCUCUUAUAAAAUGGCGAAGAAUGAUGGUUCAAACAUCACAAAACAAACAUCGCAACAGUGUUUUUGUGCAAACACUGUUCGAGAGAAUGAAAGAAUGCUACACGAAUCAUGUCGUAGACAUCAAGCAGACACUAAAAACAAGGAAGAUUUCGAGAAGUUGUUUAUCAAACUCAAUUAUAUUUGUCAGCUUAAAGCAUCCAAGGAAGUGCAGGCGACUUCUUGGAGUAAUAAAAAUGUUAUAAACUACAUAUAUGGACCUAUCCCAGGAUUUCCAUCUGGUUCUUGGUGGGGUAUCCGUAUGGAUUGUUCCAGGGAUCGUGUUCAUGAUCCCUUUGAUGAAAAUAUUCAGAAUGGACCAUUCGGAGUUACUUCAUUUUGUACUUCAAGCAAUAAUUUGAACGAAGAUGUUGAUUUUGGUAGUUAUCUUACUCUUACAGGUCAAAAAUAUAUUAAUGGACAGACUGAUUGGGAUCCGCUAAUUAAAAAUUAUGAAAAUCAAAUACCAGUGAGAUUAAUUAGAAGUUACAAUUUGUUAAACGAAUUCGCUCCAAAAACGGGCUACAGAUAUGACGGUCUGUACAUAGUAGCAAACUUCUGGAUAGGUGUAAAUUCAGAUUCUACAAAGUACUACAAAUUCGCUCUGUUACGUUUAACUAAUCAAGAUCCACCAAUUUGGAGUAGUAAACAGACUUCCACGAGUACUAGUACGUCUUACUCCAUUGGGCAACUUGCAUCUUUGUCUCUUCAGAACAACUCCGAAAAUUCUUCUCCAAGUCCAUAUAAGUUUAAGAAAUGCCUGCACAGUUCCGAGCAUGUACAAAAAGGAAAGUAUGACAGAUCAACUGAAUCUUUGCAGUCUCCGAAUUUUGAAACUAAGAAGACAGAUGAAAAGGAAAGGGGUACCGCUGAAAGUGCGAUAGUAACUCGUCAUGUGUUUAAAAAAGGAAAUCCAGAUUGUACAGUCAGUACUCCUAGCACCUCUAUCAUGUCAGAGAACAAACCGUUAACUCAUAUUGGUAACCAAGGAUCUAAAGCUCACAGUACAAAUAUUUCCAUACGUACAGGCCUGUACGACUCGUCGCAUAGUACACAGCAUGACGUUAAGAGAAGUAGUACUUUGUCGUCGUUUUGUAGAACUGUUAAACCACUGAAUCUUCUUAAAACUAAUCAACAUACUGAAAUUUCAAGUUCAUCCAGUAAAGAUAAAAAUAAGACUUUGGAUGGAAAAGUACAAUCCAUUGGAGCAUAUGAAUUUCCUAAACGUGUGGAUUAUAUUUUGCCUAAUUCAGUAAAGUCAGAAACAUUGAAAAUAAAGGUAACUAAAGAUGUAAGUUCAGAAAAGAAUGAUAAUCCGAUGGAUGUAAAUUUAAGUCCUUAUUACAAGCAUGAAAACAACAUUAAUAAAACAUAUGAGGAUUUAACAAAUGAUUCCACAGAGAUCCAUGGAAGUAACGGAAGUUCAUCUGAAACAACCACUAAUAUCUUGAACACAACAAAUUUCUUAUAUAGGAAUGAUAAUUCAACAUUGAAAGAAGCACAAGAAUUAAAAUCAAUUAACUCCUUGGACACAUUGACGCCGGAUAAAAUUUUACACUUAAUUAACAACAAUUGUCAUCCUCUGUCAAAACUGCUCAUUGGUAAUAUGAUAGGACUAACAUCGGAACAAUCUAUAGACUUAAAACCACACGAUUUAUCAAUUGACAAGUCCGAGAACAAGACUAAAACAGCAAUGUCGAAGAGCAGUAUGAAAGAAACAAACGAAAAGAAAAAUAAUUCGGAUGAGUUAUCAACAUCGAGAUACUAUAAAUUCAGACGACAUAGAAGAUUAUCUAAAAAGAUGAUAAACAAGCAAGAGCUAAUGAAGUGCGAAAAUACACACGAUGGAGAAUUAGGAAAAAGGUCUGUGCAAUCUUCAGAUGCUUUGGAGCAGAGCGUAGCACCUUUUGAUAUGUGCAAUGGCUCGAAAGCAAAUAUAUCAGAGGAAGAGUCUUUGGAUUCAAAUAAACUCAACAAGGAGGUAAAAAAUAAAAUAGUGAGGCAGAAGAAAAUUAAUGGUCUUCAGGAAUCACCGAAAAAUAUGAAAAAGAACAUGGGCACCAGGAACGAAAUAAGGACACGUUUAAGAACUAUGAAAGCAAUUAAACCAUCUAUGAAGAAACAUAUAAAUAAAAGACAGAGACGAGAAAUUGCGAAUUUGUUAAUAGACGCGAAAAUUGGUCCAAAAGUGCGUGGUCCACGAAACAGAAGAUUACGGUGCAUUAGUAACACGUACUCUAAACAAUCAUGCGAACGUUAUGGGACUGGAAUAUGUACUCUGACCAAAUGUCGAAUUAACCCUGAAAUAUCUGGGCAGCAGUCUACGUUUAAAAAUCGAAAUGGAAUCAUCAAAAUUGGUAGCUGUAAACGUAUUAGGAAUAAGCAGACAGUAAGUAUUCAGAAGUCGGAAGCGUUAAAAGAGAAUAGAGUGCAAAAGAAUCUCACUCUUGCUAGGAAAGUAAAUAAAGACAAUGUAGAUGAUAAAAUUGUAAUUAAUAAUAGUAUUAAUACAAGUGAUGAUAACAAGAAACCGAAGGUUCUAAAAAGCAACGUUGAGCCGGCGAUGAGAGCCAUAGUGGUGAAUCGAAGAAAAAAAUUAAUACAACCAAUUCCCACUAAACUGAAGAACAUUAAAUUCGAGGGAGAGAUGCACAGUGACAGUGGGAAAGAAGUGUCGAAACCUUGUAAAACGGACGCGAUUACUCAAUGUUCCCUUAUCAAGGAGCCGUUAAUGAGAAAUCUGCAGUUAUACGAUUUUGGGCAGAAAUGUAAUCGCAACGAGCAAUAUACUUUCAUUAAAAUAGAAUACGGUGAGAACAAAGAUGUAAGAUCCGAAGUGUGCAAAGCUGCUAGAUCAAACAGUGAAAAGAAAAGUUAUCCGAAACAUAAAAUUGAGAAACAUAAACAUAUAGAGUCUGUAUAUAAUGCACAACACUCUAAAAACACGAGCACAUUGUCGGGUAAGAAUAUUUUGAAUACAAAGGAAGAAACUAAAUCAUCAAUGGAAAGAGUAUCUGCAUUCGUACCUGUUAAUGUUUUGGAUAAUGACUUGAAAAUUGCUCGUCUCAGAUCAAUAGGAUUCAAACCAAUCGCUUGUAGUAACAGUAGUAACGAAGUUACGCCUGACCAAAGUAAAAGAAACUCUUCUGGAACAUUUAUCAGCAAAGUUUUAAGGCAGAACGUUGCUGAAAAGUAUAACAAGUACACCAACGAAGAGAAUGAUAUCGUUGUAUAUAUGGAUGAGGAAUUGCAAUAUCAAGAUAUCGAGGAUGAAGAUAAGUAUUCAUUGUGCAAUAAACGCAAAGCAUUAAAAAUGGAGGGUUGCAGUUCGAACAACGAUGAAGCAGAAAAGGAAUCCAGCAUCGAUGCUAGAUUGUCCCUAGAACAAGAUUUAGAUUCACCUUGGCAUGGAUGGAAAAAGGUCGUAACAAAUACAAACAUAUACUGGGUUGGUUGGUAAAACAAACGAAUCUUGAGUGUAACAAAUAAUUUGUAAUUUUCUGUAUUAUUGUAUUAUCGUAAGGAAUUCCUCUAAAAAAAGAAAGCAAACAGAAAUAUACAAUAUAUUUAUAUAUAUAUAUA